CAUAAAUGUUACAAAGUGUGUUUAGAGGAUGGAAUCAGUGGUCAAGAAAAUGAACAUUAGUGACAGUCUGAAACGCAUUGUGCACAUGAAGAAACGAACUGCAUUACUCCUGACCUUUAAAAGAAGUCAAAAUGAUGUGUCGAAUGAUGCAAACUUACAAAGACUCACCUGGAAAGAGCUGCAGGGCCCACGACCUCAUACUCCAUCUUGGAGAAGAUGUCCGCGAUGGUGGCGCGCUCGAAGUCUGUCCAUUCAACCAUUUUGCCGGCUCUGGAUUUUCCUGUGUGAGUCAGUAGAUCUUGUGUUCUCCGGCACUAGGGUCAGCUUUUAAAGCAACCCUGGUCCCCUCCCUUAAGCCUGUGAUUGGCUGGGCGUUGGGCUGGACAAGUACUGUGUUAUAGAUAUGGAACUAUGAUGAGAGAUAGGCGCAUCUGUUCCGCCUGGAUUAUCUCUGAGCCAGAGGAAAUAGUUCGAAAAUAGGUUUUUAUCAGCACCAUGGACAGCGGUCUUGAAAUGUAAGUGCAAAUCGUUGAACCUGAGCUGAACAAGACGGUGCAAACUGCAGGCUGUCCCAUUGAAAGUCUUCAAAUGUUGUCUCAGCUGAACAAAAACACAGAACAAGUCAAAUAUCCCUGAUCCUGCAGGAAAAAAGGCUGCAAUCUCACACACUUCUUGUGCAGCCUAUCUUGGAGGAGGCUCCUGGGCGUGUCAGUGCUCUGUUUUCAGCAUAAAAACCCCUGUAGUUUGGGUUGUUCAGUGCAUUCAGCAAUCAACCAGCAAUAUGACCAGUCUUACUGCUAGAGACAAGGAGACAGUCCGAGCCUUCUGGGCUAAAGUGGGUGGACACGCGGAAGUCAUCGGCGCCAAUGCUUUGUCCAGGUUGCUGACGGUGUACCCGCAGACCAAGACCUACUUCGCCCACUGGAAGGACCAGAGCCCCACCUCUGCCUCUGCCAAGAAGCACGGAAUCACUGUGAUGAACGGAGUUGGAUUGGCUGUGUCCAAAAUCGACGACCUGAAAGGAGGUCUGCUGGACCUCAGUGAGCUGCACGCCUUCACCCUGCGUGUGGAUCCUGCCAACUUCAAGAUUCUGUCCCACUGCAUCCUUGUGGUCAUGGCCAUCAUGUACCCCGAGGAAUUCACCCCUGAGGUCCAUGUGUCUCUGGACAAGUUCCUGGCUGCUCUGGCUCUGGCCCUGGCUGAGAAAUACAGAUAAACAGCAGAAGAAUAUGAUGGAGACU
Molecule: messenger RNA, 1241 nt
Organism: Centropristis striata (black sea bass)
Lineage: Eukaryota; Metazoa; Chordata; Actinopteri; Perciformes; Serranidae
Product: hemoglobin embryonic subunit alpha-like
Exons: 4
Coding region: 782-1216 (144 amino acids)
Biological process (GO): hydrogen peroxide catabolic process; oxygen transport
Cellular component (GO): hemoglobin complex; haptoglobin-hemoglobin complex; blood microparticle
Molecular function (GO): peroxidase activity; heme binding; iron ion binding
Source: RefSeq, a predicted model, not a curated record